AUGGGGCCAGAGGCUCAGCGGGAUCCUGAGGAGAUUCACCUGUUGAAGCCCUACCUGCCAGAAGAUGCCGUCGAGGCCACAGAGACGCCCAGUGAGGCGCUGACCCGCGUGCUCGGCGGCCUCACUUUGCGAACACACUCGGUCACGCUCAAUCAGCACAUCCCGCUGUGCUUUACCUGCCCUGAGCAGGUCAGACCAGUGCGCCUUGGUGUCUACACCACGGGACAGAGUUCCACAGUGACACCCACACUGGAAGCCAUGAGGCACAGCCACUCUCAGCGGCACGCGUGCACCCCCAUGCCAGAACGGACACUGACACAGAAGGUGACGCGGAGGGACGGAGAGGCCCGUCUCCCUCCGCGCACACGACCCCGCGUGCAUAACACGGGGCUGGGGGGCCACGUCCAACCACAGCACGGGGUUCGAGUGCUCCCCUUGGCAAACGGACAUUUUCAUCACACAGACGGGACUCUGUGCCCUCAACAGGCUGAAGGCUCCUUGUCACGGAGCAGCGACCAGACCGUUAAGGCCGGGACGGAUUCUCCCAGCGAGGAGCACGUGUGCAUUUUGCACGUCCUCUCAGGUAAGGAAGAAGGACCACAAGUCCGUGUUCACCUCUCGUGGACGAAGGAAGUCGAGUGGGCACAGAGCAGGAACAGCCGGAAGAAGAGUGCUGAGCAAACGUGGUGCCGGUGUGUUUCACCCCGAGAACUUCCUUCCAGCCACCUGUGCCCAUCUCACCAGCCUGUUGGCGCAUCACAGCAGCAGCCGCCGGUCAUCGCGGUCUGUGACAACAUGGCCUUUGCGAUGGAAGCCCUUUCUCCACGCAAAUGCUGUUCGGGCCCUCACGCUGGUUCACUGCUCAGAGGAAUCAGCCAGAAACUUUGCUGGAGGAAACGAUACCACGUAACAAGUGUCGGACUCGUGUCCUGAAGCUUGCAUGGGACAUCUUCGUCCCCACCCUCCCCCCGACGAGGACCCAGUCCCUGAUCAGUGCUGUCUCGGCGAUGGUGCUCACAGAAGCAAGUCUGCUGGUGUGGACACUGUCACCACGUCACACGACUCUGGACACAGCAUCAUGCUGAGCACAGCACGAAAUACCACAGCCCAGAUCUGGGCACAAUGACACCUCAGACCUCACCGAGAGAAAGCCACUGUCCAGGCCGGGGACACAGGCCCAUCCCACGGGCAGCCCCGCGGACAGGGGGUCACCAGCAGGCCAGCACUCACCUCUCUCCCCACCCAGCCCCGUGCCCCCACCCUUGGGCUCAGGCUCACGGACGUUUCGCUUGCAUCGUUGUUAUUUACAAGGCUUUCGGGAACGGACCACAUCCUGUGCUCUGGCCAGCCACGUGUCCCCAGACCCAGCUCCGGGCGUCCUGCACACCUGCCUAUCGGUAGAUCUCUGUCACCGAACAAUGAUGAUUCGUGACUGUGAAAAUCCUUUACUCCGAACCAAAUGAGACUCCUUCGCCUCCUCUUACAAAAUCCUUACUGUCACACGCAUGCCCCAAUUUGCAAAUUUGGGGCCUUCUCCUCAGACUCCUUCUCUCUUCCUGAAUUCCUUAUUGUAAAAAGUGACCCCUUUUGAAAUAACGAAUGUGGGUGUCUGUCCAGAUUGUCCCCUUUGGGGAAAGCGCCCUCCCCCAGUCUGGAAUGAUCCCGCCCCAUUCAUUUUGCACAAGUGUGGCCCGUAACCUCCCGUGACCCACCCUAUGAACCCCCGCACCCACUCCUGGCCACAUGUGACCCAAAUCAGGCCAAGAAGAGCCUCCUUCAGACUCUGGCCAGAACUGAGGUGAAAUGUUGCCUCCCGUCCCUGAGUGACAUUCGCCAGCCCGUGGGUGUCUUGCUGCCAUGAGGCGAAUCCCGAUUGAGAAGGAAGUUCAGCAGAGGUGAGCAGAGCCUGGGGGAGCUUGGAGGAGGCCAAGGGCAGUGCCGGGUGUGGCCCGAGCCUGUCACCCUCAGACUUCCUGGUUUUUCUGACACCGAGGUGAGAUGCGGACUGUCAAGUGGCAUAGGGUUGUGACAAACUCAGGUGCUCAAUGGUGCAGAUAAUCCACCCCUGAGAUUAUCAGAAAGCGCCGGGUCCUCCAGGAUGCCAACACCUGGGAAAUCAGCCGCUUGCACCAACAACAUCCUUUAAUAUACCCCAAAUAUCAGCAGGGUGACAAUUUCUGGGAGACGAAACAGUGUGAUGCCCUCAGGUAGGGUUUUGAUACGCUUUACCUGGAGGGUUUCACAACAGCCCCUUCUUCGAGUUAAACUUGAAGUAGUCACACAAAGGUCAUUUCAGCGAGGACGGCUCUGCCUUUUUCUGUCACCCCGUCUAAUAGGUUCUGUCGUUGACAGUCUCGUGUGCUAGGAAUUUACAACCAGGACAGUGGAGACGAACGAGCCAUCUUGGAGAGGGUGAGGGGGGCGGAGCGCAGGGGGUUCCUCUCUGUCCCUGCCAAGUGGACCGGCAUCUUGCUUCUCCAGAUUCCUAUAACUUCCCACCUUUCAUAAGGUACUCAUAUCGUCAACCUUGCGUUUUUACUGUUUGUGUAGGACAGGUGUCCGAUUGGCCCCACAGUGGCUAACAUGGCGCCAGGCACGUAAUAAACACUGGUGAGGGAGGGACAGACGCCAUACACAAAGAGUGUUGGUAUUUACGUAAAUAAAAAUGUAUUUGCAACAGAACUGAUGGUUUUACAAAGGUCAAUAUUCCUACUCCCAGUACCAACAUGCAUGGUGAAACAUCCCUGUGAUUCUAGAGAGAAAAAGCUAACCCUCCAGAAAACAGAUUAGUGCGUCCUGUUUUACUAGGUAAUGCUUGGUACCCCAGCGUAGAUACCAUUUUAGAAGCAUUACCGCUACGGCGUCACCUAG
Acinonyx jubatus (cheetah) is the source of this 2871-nucleotide messenger RNA. RefSeq lists its product as uncharacterized. Lineage: Eukaryota; Metazoa; Chordata; Mammalia; Carnivora; Felidae. The record is from RefSeq and is a predicted model, not a curated record. The transcript is spliced from 8 exons. Bases 1 to 933 code for a protein of 310 amino acids.